Exophiala aquamarina CBS 119918 is the source of this 1725-nucleotide messenger RNA. RefSeq lists its product as uncharacterized. Gene Ontology annotation, biological process: arachidonate metabolic process. The record is from RefSeq and is a predicted model, not a curated record. The transcript is spliced from 5 exons. The coding region runs from base 1 to 1725 and encodes 574 amino acids. Lineage: Eukaryota; Fungi; Ascomycota; Eurotiomycetes; Chaetothyriales; Herpotrichiellaceae. Gene Ontology annotation, cellular component: membrane.
AUGUCGCAGAUUAACGAACAAGCAAAUGGGGUACCUUUUGAUGGAGGUUGUGACAGUGAGCUGGAGACCAGGGGUCUUUGCCUGCUAUCGCUGGACGGCGGAGGCGUGCGUGGACUCUCGACUCUCUACAUCCUUAGGGGCUUGAUGCAGCGACUCAACGACGAACGCGAAGAGUCGAACCUACCACGCGUGAAGCCAUGCGACAUUUUCGACCUCAUUGGGGGUACCAGUACAGGCGGAUUGAUCGCGAUCAUGCUGGGGCGACUUGAAAUGGACGUCGACGAAUGCAUUGCGGCAUAUAAAACUCUGAUGAAGACGGUGUUCGAGAAGAAGCGAAGCCUUUUCUCGGUGGGACUGACAGGCAACAUUAAGGCUCGAUUCUCUUCCAAGGCGCUCGAAAGGGCAAUCAAAUCGGUGAUCGAGGCUCGCGGAAUUCCGGUCGAUGAUCCAUUUUACGUCAAAGUGGAGGAUGAACAGUUGCGCAAGUGCAAAGUAUUCGUUUGUGUUAAGGCAAAGGAGACAAACCACAUCAGCCGUCUGCGGGCGUAUCGCCUUCGUGGUCGAUCUCCUGACACGUUUACGAUAUGGGAGGCCGCACUUGCUACCUCAGCCGCCCCAACAUUUUUUGAUCCUGUGCAAAUUGGCGAUCGUACUUACGUGGAUGGUGCGAUGGGGGCCAACAACCCUUCAUUUGAAGUAGAGAAAGAAGCAUCGAAUAUCUGGUGUGAAGUUUCCGGUAGGCUGGAGCCACUGGUGAAAAUGUUCAUCUCUGUUGGCACAGGAAAUCCAGGGAUCAAUCCCGUGAGUGAUCGCGCGUGGAAGUUUGUAUCUGAGAGCAUAGUCAAAGUCGCAACCGAAACAACCGAGACAGAGGAGAUGUUCUCAAGUCGCUGGAGAGGCCACCUAGACGCUCGAUAUUUUCGCUUCAAUGUUGAGCAGGGGCUUCAAAAUCUUGGUAUGGCAGAGUACCAGCAGUUUUCGCUGAUCUCAGCUGCCACCGAUGAAUAUUUGGAGAGUGGCAAGACUGGUCCUAGAGUCCGGACCUGCGUUCUCAAUCUGAGAAACAAAAGUACUGCAGACUCACCUAACGAGGACUUUUGCUUAGAGCAGGCGGCAGCCCAAGAGAGAGAGGAUCAGAAUAAGCACCGAGAAACCCAAUCCAUCACUGCAACAGAAAUAUCAGAAUUGAUAGGACGAGGCAAUGCCAGUCUGGCUCGUAACCAGCACUCGAACAGUCACAAGGACCUAGUGGACGCGUACAACAAUUUCGCUCGAGCGUUGCGUGCGAAGCGACAACAAGUUCCUCCACCAUCCGCAAAGGACCUGGCUCGGACAUACCAAAAAUUGAUGUCCACUUGCCUCAGGCUGAGCUAUUAUCUUGAUUUCCCAGCGUCAAAGCGCGUAACCUAUGUCAGUGAGGCCGAGAAGUUCGGGAAAUACGCAUUGGAGAAUGCGAUCAAGUCGCAGAACGAUGGCAGGGUCGCACAAAUGCAAUUCUAUCUUGCGUGUGUCAAGGCUCGAGAAAUUCAGCUGCGAAUGGAUAGUGAGGGUUUGAUUCGAUCCACGGCCCAGCUUCCGGAAAAGGAGGCUGCACUGACUUCCCUCAGAGGGGCGUUGUUGUAUCUCCGUACGAUAGGGAGUGUUGACAUGUCGGUAUAUGAAGCAAUGGCUGACGAAUAUUUACCAUAUCUAGGAGACGGAGAUUCUGCUCGUGUUGCAAGUUAG